This is a messenger RNA of Alnus glutinosa, 943 nucleotides long. RefSeq lists its product as uncharacterized. The transcript has 3 exons. The record is from RefSeq and is a predicted model, not a curated record. Gene Ontology annotation, molecular function: structural constituent of ribosome. NCBI's taxonomy places the organism in Eukaryota, Viridiplantae, Streptophyta, Magnoliopsida, Fagales, Betulaceae. Gene Ontology annotation, cellular component: mitochondrial large ribosomal subunit. Gene Ontology annotation, biological process: translation. The coding region runs from base 101 to 514 and encodes 137 amino acids.
ACUUGCCCUUUUCUGGUUAUUAACCUACGACGCCUCUAUUUCCUACUGUGGCUUAGUGGCCGACCAACUAGCAACUAGUCCGUGAGCGGUGGCGGUGAGAAUGGCGGCGAUGCUAAGGAGCGCCAGGGGGAGCAUGAGCUGCGUGUUAGGGCUUCGGAGGUUGAGCCACGCCAUGGCCCUGCCUCCGCCGUUAGAUGGGGUCAUUCACCGCGGGGUCACAUCUCCACCGUGCGUUUUGCCUGAGUUCGAUCAAAACUGUGACGACAACAACAACAACAUCGGAUUCGGAUUGGGGUUCUCGAAUUUUCCUUAUGGUGGAUCUAUGGAGCUUAUGGCUGUUCCCAAAAAGAAGACUUCUCCCCAUAAGAGAGGCAUAAGAAAUGGACCAAAGGCUUUAAAACCUAUUCCUGUGAUAAUGCGGUGCAAGGGCUGUGGUCGGGUCAAGCUGCAACACUUCUACUGUUGCAGUGGAGAUAGGGGAAAUGUUGGUGAGCAAGAUGAUUCAACCAGAUGAUCAAGUUCUCUGCUAUGAAGAUCGAACCUUGGUGGCCUCAUUCGAGUUUUAAAUUCUCAGUUUCGAACAUAUCUUCAUGAAGUUGUUGGAGUUUAUAUUGGAUAUUUCUUCCCGGAGUGCAGGUUAUGUUGAGCCUGUUCUUUUCAUGGUCGAUACACUUUUCUACUAAAUGUUUAUCAGUGUGAGAACAUCAUCCACUGAAGCUGGGUUUGUGGAUAAGCUAAUUGGUUAAAUAGUUAGAAGGGUUCCAUGCAAAUGGACUAAAUGGGAGUAGAUAUAUGGGAAGAAUAAUACGGUAUUUUAAGUAUUAGGAUCUGCACUUCUGCCUGGGCUCAAGGUGCUUAAUUGGCUAUGCUUGAAAUUUUGUAAUUAUCAUAAAAUUGUUUGGCUUCUUUUGGUUGUGUUCCAAUACACUAACAUUCUUAGUCA